Molecule: messenger RNA, 2877 nt
Organism: Blepharisma stoltei
Lineage: Eukaryota; Ciliophora; Heterotrichea; Heterotrichida; Blepharismidae
Source: the annotation of a GenBank genome assembly
AUGGAUAAUAUGAAUAAGAUAGUCAAGGACAUUUCUGGAGUAACGAUAAACCUAGAAAGCGAGUAUUCGACAAGAGAUAUUUUUAAGACAAUCCUAAAUCCCCACUCCUUCAUAAAAGAUAAAUUUUUUUGGCUUAAAAGUAAAAUGUAAUUUAUUGACAUUAAUAUUAGCAUUAAUUUAUUAUUGAAAAACUCCCGCAGCACCGAAGGAUGCACUUGCUUUGAUGGGCUACCUGCUGAAGCCCCACUAGCGAUUAACUCCUCUUCGCCUAGGCUCACGCAUAACGGAGACUGAAGUGGGGUGGGCCACCGUGCCAUAAAGCCAGAUGAGGUUGCCUGGACAAAAAUUCCAAAAAAUGGCUUUCAGCAAAAGUGAAAACUUGUAGCGCAGGCGUAACUGCUAGUUUUACUCUAGGGAGUUACGCAAUAGGUCUAGCCUAGGGCUUCCCCUUUCAAACUCCAAGUCUUACUUUCCCUCGAGGUAAUGAAAGCGAACCAAAUAGAAAAAGAUCUAUUUAUAAUAAUUAUUAAUUCUAUAUCAAUGUUUUUGUAAUAAAAUAUUAAUAAAAAAAAAUUUCCACUCACGAAGGAUUCUAUUCACAAAAAGAAAUUUUCUAUGAUUUUAUUCGCUCAUAUAGAAGCGAGUAAGGCAAAAAGAUGCUGCUAAUAACUUAGCCCUUUAUGACCUAUCAAAACUUAAAAGUCUUAUACACAAUUGGAAUCAAAAACUUCCUAAUGUCAGACCAUUUUACGCAGUCAAAUCUAAUCCAGAUUUACAAAUAAUUUCAAAACUCGCUCAUCUAGGUGCUGGUUUUGAUUUUGCAAGUGCAAAAGAGCUUGAAUCAGCUCGAACUAUAAAUAUCAAUUUUGAGACAGAUGCCAUUUGUGCACAGCCUUUUAAAUCUGAAGAAUUUUGUAGUUCUAUUUCAAAUUCAGGAGUUGUAUAUGCUACAUUUGAGUCUGUUGAGGAGCUGCAAAUUGCAGCGAAUUUUGGGAUGAGAAAUUUAAAAUUUAUUUUAUUGAUAGAAGGAGGAGAUGAAAAAGAUAAUCUACUCCCCUUAAUUUCUGCUAAAUAAAAAUGGGUACUCAAAAAAUAGAUUUUUAAAGUAAAAUGUAACGAUGACCCCCCCUCAAUCUUCAUGUCUAUUGCAACAAAAAUGCAAUUUUUUUAAUAUAAAAUUUUAUAUAAAAAAAAUAAUAAUUUUCAUGUCUCUUGCAACAAAUUAUAUACAUUAAAGUGGCGACACGUGCCAACCUGCCCUCUUGGCGCAGCAGUCCAGACCUUAUGGCUACGGCCAACUGGGACGGACUCCAAGCAGAAUCAGACGCAGGCUCAAGAAGUGUGUAUCCGGGUAGGUUUUGGCUGCUUUCCUGUGGUUGGAAAUGGAGGUGCUCAACAACGUCCUUUGGAUCCGAGGACCCAUGGGUAUUCCUCUAACGAGAAACUGGAGGUUUUGGCCCAGGCCACAGGGGAACAGUCUUUUCCUGUAGCUGUCGAAGGAAGGCACUUUGACACCUAAUAGACUCUAAGAGCUGAUCCUUGGAAUCAAGCUACUCCAAUCGCCCGUAGCAGGGCCCCAGAAAUCCAUAACCCGCCCACUCAAGACUGAAGCCGCAAGGAGGAGACAGAAGGUACGGAAGGGCACUCGCAAGAGGGAUAGAUCCUACAGCAGCGCUGUUUUAUGUUUUUUUUGAGAAACUCACCUAGAGAAAAAUGCAUCAUUUUUUUUAUAAAAAUGUUGUGUUGCAGUAGGCAUGAAGAUUUUUUCGAAAAAUUUUUGUUGCAGUAGACAUGAAGAUUGAGGGGGGGGUCAUCAUUAUAUACCAGCAGGGUAUAGGAAAUUUGGAGCAGUAAAAUCUGAAUACAGAAACAUUUUUCUUGAUGCAGGAAUAUUAGGGCUAAAAAUAUCUGGGAUCAGUUUUUAUGUAGGCCACUCUAUGAAAAAUACAGAUGCGUUUUAUAAAGCUAUUGAAAAUGCAAGCGAAGCAUGAAAGAUUGCGGAGGAAUUUGGAUUUAUUAUGGAGAUUUUAGAUAUUGGUGGAGGUUUUUCUGAUUCCCCCCUCCAUGAGUGAACAAAAAAAUUUUGUUCACUCACGGAGGGGGGUUAAUUUUUUUUUUUUAAAAAAUUUAUAUAAAAAAUAUUUUUUUUCGAAAUUUUAAAAAAAUCUAAUUCGUAAAAUAGGAAAGUAAAUAUUAAUUUAAUUUAUAAAAUUUAUGUUUUAAAAAGCAAUUCGUUUGAAAUUAAACAGAAUUAGCUUUAGAUUUCAUUAUGCUAAUUAUCAUUUAUAUAUCAAAAUUUUUUUCCAUAAAAAUUUUUUCUAUUAAAAAAAUUUUUGUUCACUCACGGAGGGUUGGUUUUUGGGCAAAAAAUAGGGAUUUUUUCUAAUGGUUUUGUUCACUCAUGGAGCGGGGGGGAGUGAGAGUAAUUUUAGCAGCGCAGCAGUAGAUGUGACUCGUGGGCUUGAUGAAUUUUUUAGUGAAAAAAAUAUCAGAAUUGUUGCAGAGCCAGGAAAAUAUUUUUCGGAAUCAGUUUUAUCUACUUGUAAUACAAUAAUAAAUAAAACCAUCAAAAUAGUUGAAGGAAACACAAUAAUUGAAUAUACUCUUUCAGAUGGGAUAGAAGGAGCAUUUUAUUUUUUAUCUUUUUCAAAAGACAAUGUAGUCACUCCUAUAUUUAUGGGCGAAAAUGAUAAUUCACAAUCCUAUUCGAUUUUUUAUGGACCGAAAGGAGAAAAAAUAGCUGAAUGUGAGUUUCCAUUAGUGGAAAUUGGAGAUAAAGUAUCAUUUGAAAAAAUGGGAGCUUAUAGUAAUAUUUUUACAGAGUCAGUUUCAAAUGAAGAUUUAAAUUAUUCAAAACUUUAUCUUGACGAGCAAUAA